CUGUACUAAUGCACCACGCCAUGCAUCAUCACACAGACAAACAUGUCCAGCAGUCAGGCAGGCAAUGUUCAAAAGGCACAAAACGGAACCGGUAUGUACAAGCGGUCACACAUGGUAACCUCACCACCCAGGCAGACGGGCAGAGAGAAAAACCCCGUGGCAAUCAAUGCGUUAAAUCGACGUUCGACGAGCUGUAAGCUAUCUGUCUGUUCUGCUAUCCAUCUGUUCACAGCUCGAUCUCCUCCGCCCACAUCUUGCCCCCGAGGUGCUCCCCCAAAUUAUCCAUCACGACACGGCGCGUCUUGUCGUAGGGGGCCGCCUCGGUCGUGCAGAUGUCAACAUCGCGUCGACUCCCCCAAUCCUCCACCCGAAUCACCGCCAUGUGCCCCUCGCCCAUCACCUCACUCCCCACCACCACCAGCCGAUCAUGGCGCACCGCCGCCCCGUCAGGCCGCUCCUUGUCGAAGACGGCCACGCCCCGUGGCCACCCCCCGACCUGUGCAACAUCGCUGGCAGAGAUCGCCAGCAGCUGACACACAUGCUGAAAUGCAGCAAAGGAAGGGCGGCAAGACCUCCAGGAUUUGAUCCAACGGAUGUGCUCGCCGUAACGAAGCCAGUAGAACAGCUCGAAGGCCACCAUACAGGCGUAGGUGGGAUACGUCACGAAGGCCUCCAUCUGUGUGGGCGGGCUGGCGGGGUCGAAUGCAUUGGGGAAGAGGGGGCUUGGGGAGGCCAGGAGGGUCGGCCUGGAACGGCCAGUGGGGGGGCAAAGAAUGCCGUCGUGGUCCAUCAGCAGUCUCUGUCGGCCUAGAUCAUCAGCGACAGUGAUCCCCCGGCUGAGGAUCUUCCACUGGCGGACCGCCUCGGUCCGGCCGACGAAGGCCGCCCGGCUGCCGAACGCGUCGAAAUGCUCAUCGCCCAACACCACUGGCCUCCUUCCCCUCAGGAUGUAGAGCAUCUCCAAGUGAGGUCGCCAUCUCCGCCAGUUGCCGCCCCUCUCGAGCAUGAACAGCCGACGGGUGAGCUGUUGGAUGAGGUAGGCGAUGCAGCAGCCGUGGCUGAGUGCGGCAGGGAGCGGCAGCUGGGGGAUGAUGCACACCAGAAAUGAGCCGAAUCCAAGAGUCGGCAGCAGCACGCCCAAUACACGCAGAAGGAGGGGCAGGAGUAUGGGGGCGAUGUCGUUGCGAAGGGCCUUAUCAAAGCGGCUGAGGGCGAUCAUUCCAGCGUAGCUGCUGCUGCUGAGGCACUGGGCGAUGGUCGGCAUCACUUCACGGGGCACGGCAGAGAAGGGCACGCCCUCUUGCCUAUCGCCUGUUAUGACCGCUACAUCACAAACAAUGUCAUUCAGCACGUGUAUGUGCCUUUGUGAUUGUGUCCUUCUGCACUGGAGCUGUUGGUUACCAUCGGCAGCAGACGCGGCAGACGAGGAUGGCUCGCUACUAGACGCGCCAGCUCCAUCAGCAGCAGCAGCCGACAUCUGCGGACCCGCAACAGACCUAACACGGACACUCCGCGACUGCUCGAGCUGGUCACUGCACACGAGAGGGAGAAAGGGGGAGACAGAGUGGAGGUGUGGUGUGUUGGCUGUGGGUGUCGGGGGUGUGGUAUGACCUCUCCGACAACUGAUGGGGAUAGUACUCGCUCUCGGAACGCAUCUGACCAGCCAUGCCACACCCCACACACAUGCACCCAUCCAUCGUCUGCCUUUCCCCUCUCCCCCCCGCCCCCGCGUGCCACUGACACUGACCUGGCCCUCCUCGUAAUCCUCGUCCUCGUAAAGGGGCGGGGGCGGCUGGGUGGGCCGCUCCGGCAACAACACACCCACACCCGAGCUAACGCUACCCUUUCCCCCACCCUCUCCGUCCCCCUCCUCCUCUAUGCCCUCCUCUCCCUCACCCACACCCACAUCGGGCUUGGCCCCCUUCUCGCCCCGCAUAAAAUUGCCCAUGUGCUCCCGCAGCUCAGGUGAGAUGCCCGCCGAGCGCGUCUUGCCCUUCUGGUGCUGUUUCUUCUUGAUCCGAAUGUCGCGCGUGGCCUCGCCCUUGAGGACCGCCUGUGUGCUGCUGUCCUGGUUGAUCUGGAGGGCGUUUAUCUCCUGCCGGAUGGUGCUGUGGGCGCGGGGGAUGCGCGCGAAGCCGCCCUGGGGCGGCUUGCUGGGGCCGCCCGUGGUGGUGGUGCCGCCCCCGUUCUGCUGCUGCUGCUGUUGGUGGGCGACAAGGUUGCUGAGGGGCGUGACGAGGCCGCCGUUGGUCAUGUUGGUGUCGUCCUGCUCGCCGCCCUCCUCAGGAAUGAUGGCGCCGACGUUUGGCGUCGGGUAGAAUGUCGCGCCCCGGCUGUCAUAGGGGGCCUGGAGGUCGGGCUCGGAACUGUUGGUGUAGAUGACCCCCGCGGCCGGCAGCACGUGGUGCUGGUCCCUGACCAUCACCGGCGGGCGCUGGGGGUACGGAGCGGGCGGCAGGUAGCUCCGGUCCGGCAGAAUCCCACCAUCCAUACCCAUCCCGCCAUCUACUCCCCUGCCCAUGUUGCCCGGCAUCGCUAUCCCUCCGCCCCCUUGUUUCUUCUGCAGUUGCUGCGGCAUCAUGGCCGGGAGCGUCCCACGGCCGGUCACCUGCUGGUGCUGAUGCAUGAGCUGCUGGUACUGGUGCUGCGGUGGCCGCACCUGAUGGCCGCCUCCGCCCCCUCCCCCAACCCACGGCGGCAUGAAGGGCACUGGGGUGGUCUCGCCCUGCCCCUGUGUGCCCGGCCCGCUGCCGAACCCGAGGCCCCUCUUCAUGGCCAGCCACGGCGGCUGGAAGAACCCCCUUUGCUGCUGCUGCUGCUGCUGUUGGGGGUGGAAGGGCUUCUGCUUGGGUCUGAAGUCGUAGGAUGCGUGUGCCUCCGGGAGGUUUGCGGGCCCCUGUGGGGUGGCUGCGGUGUUGGUGUACUGGAUGAUGUUGGGCGGGAGCGUCGAGUGGGAGCCUGUGGCGGUAAGCUGCGGCCGGGGCGGCGGGCCGGUCCUGGUGGGCUGUGGCGUGCGAGAGGGAGCGGGCAUCGUGAGGUUCUGAGCAGAGCGCGGCGCCAUGCCCGACAGAUCUUGCGACUGAGAAUACGCACCACCUGCACAGACCAACACAACACCGCAACACACAGGGAAAGAAAGAUGUACUCCCGUGUUGCGCAAAGCGCCGCGCCUUCCUUUCGUGCGUACGGUAUGGCUGCAAGUGGGCAGCAGCAGGGCGACCAGCGACGAACCCAGGGGACAGGUUCGCACCAGGGCGUCCAUAACCUGACCACCCACAACGCAAAACGACGAAUGCAUCAUCAGGUCUGGCGGUUUUCUCGCUUCCUCUCCCCCCUCCCCGUCGCGUGCGCUCACCACUAGUCGGCGACAGCUGAGGCCUCACCCUAGGGUGCACAGGAGGCGGCUUCUGCGCCGAUCCCUCACCAGCACUGCCCGCCAUCACGUUAGGUGUCACCAGCACAGGGCGGGGGGCGAGUGGACGCUGCGGGGGCUGCGACAUGGCUCACGUCGGUAACAGAUAAGAACAGAGGCUUAAUCUAUGGCGGGAAUUCCAAAGUCCCUAACAACCCGGAAUUCCCUUUACGCCGUCGUAAACUCUCGAAGAAACGGUUUUACAAGCCUUCGAGGGGGGCGGCAACUGGGCCAGAUGGAAGCCUCACCUGGAGAUGCUGUACUUGCUGAGGGGCAAUAGGCCUGUGGUGCUGGGUGACGACAACUUCGGCGUGUUUGGCAGCCGGCGGCCUUCAUCGGCGAGGCAGAGGCGGUGCGGCAGUGGAAGAUACUCAGCUGGGGGGUCAUUGUCAGUUUUCGAAACCAGCUACAGCUGAUGAACG
Molecule: messenger RNA, 3834 nt
Organism: Vitrella brassicaformis
Lineage: Eukaryota; Vitrellaceae
Source: the annotation of a GenBank genome assembly